Fraxinus pennsylvanica is the source of this 1068-nucleotide messenger RNA. Lineage: Eukaryota; Viridiplantae; Streptophyta; Magnoliopsida; Lamiales; Oleaceae. The record is from the annotation of a GenBank genome assembly.
AUGGAUGAGGUUCGCAUUUUUGUAAACUAUAAUGGAAGGUGGGACGAGAAUAAUAGAUACGUUGACAACGAAACGAAAGAUGUAUUGGUUCCUCUUGGAACGUCAUAUGUUGAGCUUUUGGAGAUAUUAUUUGGUGCAUUAGGUUUGGGGCCAUUGUCCCAAACAAUACGAAUGAAGUAUAUAGCUGAAGUUGGAAGCUCGCCCAUCAAAAUAUUGCAUGACCGUGAUGUGUUAUUCUACUUGAAAUUGAAAGAGAAGGAUCAUCAAAUUGAUAGCUACCCGAUUUGUCUUGAGAUUUUGAAUGAGCCGAUGAAGGAGAUUUUGCCACCAUCUUUAGAAGAGAAUAACCAUGUAUCAGAUGCAAACAUUCUGUAUUCACUGCAUGAGUUCAACCCUGAUCCACCAGUAGAAGCGAAUGACAGGAGACUGAAUGUGGGCACUGAAGAUGAGCUAAAUGAUCUAAAUGGUGUUUCAAAUGCACAAGUUUUCGCUGAAGAAAGAUUCAUUGAAUGUCAAACAGAACCUGCAAAUGCCGAUGAUGGGCAUAGAACAACUGAAGAGUUAGAAUACGGUGUUAGAGAUGUAAUCACUGAGCUCUCGCCCAUUGCCCUGAAAGUGAAAAAUAUUUAUUCAAAUAAAAAGCACCUAUACAUGUUGGAUAACAAGAAUCCUGGAUCACUUGUUGUCUUGGAGACAGAAGAAAACAAUCGGUUCAAGUACCUCUUUAUGUGCUUGGCUGCUUCCAUUCAAGUUGAGGUGCAAGCAAGGGAUAUGCCAAUCACGUGUUUGAUCGAGUGGUUGAGGUCAAUGGUGCAGAAAUGGUUUUUUGAACGGCGUAGUGCAGCUAAAUCCACAUUCACAGCUCUUGCAACUGCAGCAGAGGAUCGGUUGAGGCAGCAGAACACAUUGUCGUUAUCAAUGGACGUACACCAUACAGAUGGCAAUGUGUUUCGUGUUGUGGAUCCAAAAAUGCAUUCAUUUGUCAUAAGUAGUUCAUUUGCAAUUGCAUUUUUCUGCUUCGGAUGUGUUUAUGAGAACUCUAAAACCGUGUUGAUCUGCAAUUGGUGA